CGGUGCUGAUAUUGGUGACAGUGCGCAUGAGGAUGCAGAUCUCGUGCUCAUGGCGGUGCACGUAGGUGGUAUCGCGGUCGAAGAUGUUAGAGCCGCUUCCUACGAUAUAAUCAGAUAUAGAAGUAACAAAAAAACCUAAUCCGCUCCAAAACGUUUGAUCAAGCCGAAAAAUCUGAAUUUGUUCGCAGGGAAUUAGACAACUGACAAAAUGUUGAAGCAUUCGUUCACGCAUGUUCUUCCGCUUUGGACAUGAGAGAUAGCCUGUUCCAUUGUUGUCAGAAGUCGUCGUGGGGCGCUACUGGUGCGACGAGGGCCGGAUCAGCGACACUAAGGCUCUUUUUGCGAGGUCGCCUUUCACGCUCCGGCUUCUCACGAGCGAGUUCGUCAUUGCCAACCACCAUAUGUUGAACCAAUUCGGUGCAUAUUGUGACAUUGCCGGGCGAGAACCGAAGAUGGUCAGUUGUAAAUCUCAAUAUUUUGUGCUUGCUUUAAGCUUCUGGGGGUGGAUCACUUGUAUCCACGUUACCUCCGAAAAGAACAGUUUGAAGCCUGGGGAAAAACUGAAUACCACCACCCUGGUUCUUUCUGAAAACGGUUAUGGCCUUGGAUUUCAAACACUUGACAACUGCUGUUACUUAAUCAUAUCAGGUAUAGGCCCCAAAUAUGAGUAUUGGCCGGCUUGGGUUGGUAAUAGAAAUCAACCUGUUGACAAGGAUGCAAAUCUCUUGUUAAGUCAUUCUGGUGAACUGAAAAUUGAAUCCAAAGAUAUUGAACCCAUCAUCCUUUACUCUUCACCACAACCUUCCGAAAAUACUGUGGCCACCUUGUUGGAUACGGGCAACUUUGUUCUGCAACAAUUUCACCCCAAUGGAACAAACACUACGCUGUGGCAAAGUUUUGAUUAUCCUACUGAUAAUUUGUUCCCUGGAAUGAAGUUAGGUGUCAAUCACAAGAGUGGUCAUAAAUGGUCGCUAGUUUCGUGGUUGACUUCUGAAAAACCAAGUGUUGGGGCAUUUGAACUUGAAUGGGAACCCACUGAAAAGGAAUUGACCAUCAAGCGAAGAGGAAAAUUGUGUUGGACAAGUGGGAAUCUGGGAAACGGUGGAUUCAUGCACGACACAUAUUACAUGAUUGUUUCAAACGAAAACGAAAGCUACUUCUCAAUAACAACUUUCAAUGAAGAGCAUACAAGAUGGGCGCUUUUAGAAACUGGGCAACUGAUAAAUCGGAAUGGAGCCGAUAAUAAUGUUGCGAGGGCUGAUUUGUGUUAUGGCUACAACACAGAUGAAGGGUGCAAACAAUGGGAGGAGAUACCCUUAUGCAGGCAUCCUGGUGAUGUAUUUGACAUAAGGGAAGGGUACCCCAAUGAAGACAUGGUAACCAAUCUAGCAAAUUCGAGUUAUGGCCUAACUGAUUGUCGGGAUAUGUGCUGGAGAAACUGCACUUGUGCUGGAUUCACAAACUAUAAUGAUGAUGAUGGAACUGGUUGUGUAUUCUAUCACUCGAACUUCACCAAAGGUACAAAUUUUGCUAGUGGGGGCUCUACAUUUUACUUACUUGUAAACAGCAACCAUCACAAAGGUAAGAAAAUGUGGAUAUGGAUAACUGUUGUCUCAGUAGUAGCUGCUCUCUUAGUAAUAUGUGCAAUUGCUCUUGUCAUAAAGAAAAGAAAACGUCUGCUUCAAGAGAAAAAAAGAAAAGGGGUGGCUGAGAAUAACAUGGCAGAUUUAGCGGCAUCAAAUAGAUCCUUUGAUGUCAAAGCCUCUGACGAUGAAUUCAAGAUGAUACAAAACCUAAACCUGUUUCACUAUACAUUAGUAUUGUCGGCAACAGACGACUUUUCUCCUGAAAACAAAUUAGGUGAAGGAGGAUUUGGACCUGUUUAUAAGGGAAUCCUUCCUUCUGGUCAAGAAGUUGCCAUUAAAAGACUUUCAAAAACAUCAGGACAAGGAAUAGUAGAAUUCAAAAAUGAACUCUUGCUUAUAUGUGAACUUCAGCACACGAAUCUUGUACAACUACUUGGAUAUUGUAUUUAUGAAGAGGAAAGGAUUCUAAUUUAUGAGUUCAUGUCAAACAAAAGCUUGGACUGCUAUUUAUUUGAUUAUGACAAAGGCAAGGUUUUGGACUGGAAGAAACGCUUCAAUAUAAUAGGAGGAAUCUCUCAAGGAUUACUUUAUCUUCAUAAGUACUCGAGACUAAAAGUAAUUCAUAGAGACUUGAAAGCUAGUAACAUACUUCUUGAUGAGAAUAUGAAUCCAAAAAUUUCUGAUUUUGGAUUGGCAAGAAUGUUUACACAGGAAGAGUCCAUGACAAAUACUAGUAGGAUUAUUGGAACCUAUGGUUACAUGUCUCCUGAAUAUGCCAUGGAAGGAAUUUUUUCUACAAAAUCUGACGUCUACAGCUUUGGAGUGUUGCUGCUUGAAAUUGUUAGUGGGAGAAGAAACACUAGCUUAUAUGAUGUUGAUCUCCAUCUUAAUCUUCUAGGACAUGCAUGGGAGUUAUGGAAAGAAGGUGCGCCUCUCCAAUUAGUAGAUCCAUCACUGAGUGAGUCAUUUGAUGUUGAUGAAGUGAAAAGAUGCAUUCAAGUGGGUCUCUUAUGCGUAGCACACUAUGCAAAUGAUCGACCAACGAUGUUUGAUGUUGUAUCAAUGUUAACAAAUGAAAGUUUAAUAGUUACCUUGCCUCAAAGACCUGCUUUCUAUUUGGAAAGAGGUUACUCUGAUAAGAAAAUGUCUUCUGAAGAGUUAAAUCGUAACUCUAUGGAUGAAAUUACUCCUUCCUUUUGAGUUGUAGAACAAAAUUUUGUUUAUAUGCAUUUUUUUUGUAAAGAUUUC
Vigna radiata var. radiata (mung bean) is the source of this 2834-nucleotide messenger RNA. Its product is annotated as G-type lectin S-receptor-like serine/threonine-protein kinase At1g67520. The record is from RefSeq and is a predicted model, not a curated record. Lineage: Eukaryota; Viridiplantae; Streptophyta; Magnoliopsida; Fabales; Fabaceae. Bases 402 to 2786 code for a protein of 794 amino acids. Gene Ontology annotation, molecular function: protein serine/threonine kinase activity; ATP binding. Gene Ontology annotation, biological process: protein phosphorylation. The transcript has 7 exons.